Messenger RNA from Oppiella nova, 1421 nucleotides. The record is from the annotation of a GenBank genome assembly. Lineage: Eukaryota; Metazoa; Arthropoda; Arachnida; Sarcoptiformes; Oppiidae.
CUGCGAGAAAAGAGACGUGAAAAUGAAGUAAAAAUAUAUAACCACUUAAAUAAUUAUAUAAAUAUUCUGGCAAAUGGUCAAAAUGUUGUUUUGCUUUCCGUUUGAUGUCUUAAUUAUUAAUUGCAUUUAAUUGAAAACAAAUUAUUUUUGGAGAGAAGAGGAAAGUGAUAUAAUAAUGAAUCGGACGGAAAGCCUACAAUACAUCGAAACGAUUUUAGGGCCACAGAGAUCACUGUCUCUCUCGUGGUUAAUACCGUUAACAGUGGUAUAUAUAAUUAUAUUAAUAAUCGGAGUUCUGGGGAAUGUCAUCACAAUCCUAGUUAUACUUCGGUUCAGAUAUAUGCAGACAAUAACUAACUUAUAUUUAUGUAAUCUUGCCAUCACUGACUUAAUUACGUUAAUAUGUGGAAUGCCAUUAGAGCUGUACACCCUAUGGCACCAGUAUCCCUUUUCUCUUGGUUUGGCCAUUUGUCGCCUCAAAUCACUAGUCCCUGAAAGUACAGCCAACGCAUCAGUGCUAACAUUAGUAACGUUUACAUUAGAGCGAUAUAUGGCUAUAUGUGGUUCACCUAAAGUACCCAACUCUCAGUCAAUGUUCAACACUAACACAUCGACUCGUAUUAAGAGGAUUGCCAUCAGAAAUAUAGUGAUCAUUUGGUUGUUUUCGCUGAUCGGUGCCACACCUCUGGCUUUGUUCACACAAAUUAAUUAUCUAUUCCUCGACUCUAAGCCAUUGAAAGAGAGCGCGUGGUGUGGACUGCCGUUCAAUCAGCCGAGUCUGCACUGGGAGACGAUUAUGCUUUCCUCGACCGUCAUAUUCUUUCUCAUCCCUCUGACCAUCAUAUCUCUGCUUUACUACCGAAUCGCCAGAAAACUAAAAAAGGCCACAAAACUCGAUCCUCUCAAUCAUCCGGACCUGCAUUUAGCGGAUCAGAGGACGUCUCGCAAGAUAAUGCAGUCCAGAAAAAUUGUCAUCAGAAUGCUGGUUUGCAUUGUGAUUGUCUUCUCAUUCUGCUGGUGUCCAUUUCACGCUCAAAGACUACUGUUCCUCUAUGUCAGCCUAUACGCCAAUUGGACCAACACAUUAAGACAAGUCAAUCAAGUGCUCUUCCUAUCUGCAGGCUGCCUGUAUUAUCUGAACAGUUCGCUGAAUCCAUUGAUAUAUUCAGUUUUGUCGACAAGAUUUAGGGCCGCAUUCUUACUGUAUGUGAACGGAUGCUGUGCUGUCAACUCGAGCCAAAGUGGGACCGGGAGUCGCACCCGAAAUAAGGCGAGCGGUAGUAAAAGUAAUAGUAAUAACAACUCAGUUAUUGGUGGAGCCGUGUGUCAUACUGUGCCCAAAAACUGUGAUAACAAUGGAGUGGCAGCUAAAGUGCACUGGUGCAAAAACCCUAACUUCUUAGAAAAAUGAGCAUUUGAUU